This is a messenger RNA of Lontra canadensis (Northern American river otter), 615 nucleotides long. RefSeq names its product transmembrane protein 91 (gene TMEM91). The record is from RefSeq and is a predicted model, not a curated record. The coding region runs from base 20 to 538 and encodes 172 amino acids. Lineage: Eukaryota; Metazoa; Chordata; Mammalia; Carnivora; Mustelidae. Gene Ontology annotation, cellular component: intracellular membrane-bounded organelle; membrane. The transcript has 3 exons.
UGGGAGCCUCUCCCCAGCCAUGGACAGCCCCAGUCUUCGAGAGCUCCAACAGCCUCUGCUGGCGGGCAUGGGCUGUGGGCCCCCCAUCCAGAAGCCUGGGGAACCUCAGCUGGGGCCUCCCUUUCGAGAGACAGACUUUGCGGAGUCCCUGGGGGGUUGGCACUUCCUACCGCCACCUCUUCCUUCUGUGAGCGCUGGUCUUGGGGAGCUGGGAACCCCUGACCUGGAGGACCCAUCAUCCAGUGACAGCGACUUGGACUGGGACAGGGGCAGCCUUCUCUCCCCGCUCCUACCCCACGACCACCUCGGGCUGGCUGUCUUCUCCAUGCUCUGCUGUUUCUGGCCUGUGGGCAUCGCAGCCUUCUGCCUGGCCCAGAAGACCAACAAGGCUUGGGCCAAGGGGGACGUCCAGGGGGCAGGGGCUGCCUCCCGCCGAGCCUUCCUGUUGGGGGUCCUCGCCGUCGGGCUGGGUGUGUGCACAUACGCAGCUGCCUUGGUGACCCUGGCCGCCUACCUGGCCUCCCGAGAGCCGCCCUAGUUGCCCCUGCCGCCCCCACUGUGAAUCAGGGGCCGGGAUCCAGGCGCGCCGUUGGCAACGUGGACAAUCUGGGUGGA